AUGAAGCUCUUUCGAGGAUUGUUGUCAAAACGCAGAUCAGCCAAAAACGAGCAAAGUCCGGAUACUCUGCCUGUUAAUGCGACACCUCAUGCGGACACGGCAUCAAUCACUGGAGUCGGGCACGCACCUGACAGACCCUCUCCAGCGUCCUAUUCACAUGGAUUAUUUAUCUUACACCCACCUCCGGAGCUUCCAAGCAAUACGCAGGAAUCUUCAGUGGACAUCAUCGCCGUUCACGGACUAAAUGGGAAGGCCAGAGGGACCUGGAAAGAUGUCGAGACUGGAAGGCUCUGGCUUGAAGACUUCCUGCCCGAAGCCAUGCCGAAUGCACGAAUCAUGACUUUCGGAUACGACUCAAGCCUGCUCCUCAGUCGGUCUAAGGCUGGGAUUGAGGACUUCGCCCUCGAUUUGCUGAACCGAAUAUGGAUGCUCAGGCAAACUCAGAAGACCAAAGCCAGACCUCUCAUCUUUGUAGCCCACAGUCUUGGAGGAGUAGUCGUCAAAAAGGCGCUCAUUCUUUCACAUGAGAACAGUCAUUACUAUGGCGACAUUGUCGCCUCAACGGCGGGGAUAAUAUUUCUAGGAACACCUCAUCGGGGCUCGGAUAUUGUUGGCUGGACAUCCAUGCUCAGGACUAUGGUCGAAAUCAUGUCUGGAACACAGCUAGUCAGAACUGAUCUUGUCAAAGUCUUGGAUACUCGCUCACAAGCUCUCAUCAAUAUCUCAAAGCAAUUUUUGCCCCGCUCUACUGGACUGAGCAUUAUGUCAUUCAUUGAGCUACAAGUUGAACGUCCGUUAAAUAUUCUGGUUGUACCAGAAGAAUCUGCUCGAUUAGGAUUGCCAAAUGAGAUGGUCUUCCCUGUCAACGCUAGCCAUCGGAGCAUCUGCCGAUACGCCUUUUCAACAGACCAGACAUAUGUUCUCGUGGAAGGCUCGAUCAAAGCUAUCGCGUCUGGUCAGAGCAUGUUGUCGCCAUUAGAUGUACCGGGUAGGCUAAUCACUCAGACUCCAUACAGAGUGAUUGAUCUCAUACUGAUAUGCGUCCAACUUUUGUCAGAGCUGCACUUAUCCAAAGCCUUCAAGUUCCCUGAACGCUCUUCACCCAUUCUACACAUUUGGAAAGACGUUUUCACCUUACCUGUACAAGUCACAGCCGGCCGCUCCUGCUAUAAGCCGUCAGAUGGCUUAAAAAUUAAUGUGAAACAGUCAAUUGCCUCGUUCUUCAGCAGGUCUUUCCCAGAUCCCAUUAAAGCUAAAAUACAACGGUACCCUGAUUGGAUGCAGUCUCACACCGGGUUUUCACACUCGGUCUCUGUUGGAAGAGAGAAUAUACCAAGCCUCCAGAUAUACUUCAUGCGAACAGUCCGGGUUGAAGCAAACGAAAAAAAUCAUAAGCCUCCCAUAGGAUUAGGAACUUUCCCGUUGUUGAACACGCAGCCAUACAGAGAUCAACUUCCUCCAGGGGUGGCCGCCAAAGGAGGGCUUUUCCUCCCUAUGUAUGAAAUGGAAGCUAUGUGGAUGUCCUUCGAGUGUAAAGUCAAUGAGAAAUUUGCUAUCCGCCCCUUUUUAGGCGGAGUGAACGGGAUUUCUGGUCAGAGCUUUGUCUCUAGACUCCACUCUAGCGAGUCCAUAACAUCGGAUAAGCAAGACUACAUCAUACUUCCUGAACAAAGGCGCCUUGACGGGAUAGCAGUGAGCCCAGGUAUAGUUAAACAGUUCGUUGCCACAAAGAUGACACCGCUGCCGAAACAGCAGCAUAGAACUUCGUCAUUUGGGAACCCCAAGACAAGAUCAGAUGACACUGAGACUCCGAAAAGAGAAGGGCAGACAAUUGAAUGGCAGCUGACUGGCAAGGAUGAGGUCGGGGGGAUUCAGCUGCAAAUCAUACCUCAGUUCCAAAUCGAACAGAUGUUUGCUGGGAGUAUAAGAGACGCUUGUCCAAUCCGACACGGCGAACCCGUGGAGUCAUAUCAACCUACCACGAAUAGUGCACUGUCUUAUGAUGUGUUGAAGACACCAGAGCAGCUCAGCUUGUCCGAGGGCGACGUCAUCAAUAUCAAAAAUCUAGCAGAGACGCGAAAACACUCCCGCACGAAGGUCGUUCGUGAUCUUUUAACAGAAGCCCCUGGUGGUCUUGAGCUAUCGGACAUCGUCGAGCUAGAUACCUUCUGGAGCUUGUCAGAUGAGAAGAUUUUGCACAUUCAAGACAUGGAUUUAGCCACGCCUAGCGUAUCUUUCAAGGUCCUUCUUGAUAUCGAGUAUUCUGAGGUCUUGGCUGUUGCCCGAGAAACAUUUCAAGCGACAAACAGCCUUCUCCACAUAUCGAACUUGGUCGCCAACAAUCCGGCCAUCCAGCUUCUGGUAACCAGCUGGGAGCAUAUAACUUUCCUCACAGAACCCGCCGCUACCGAGGACGAAUUUAAAUUCCUGCGAGAGCGAGGGCGGGCGAAGAAAGAAGGCACGAAGAAUGGCAACAUUCCGAGCCUCGAUAUGGUUCUUAUGUCGCCAAGUCAAGACCGACAAUAUGUCUGCCAUGUUGACUUCCUAAACGGAGCGGAUCGACUUUUUCACAGCACAAAGAAGCCUCUUCUUCUUGAAAUGUCGGAACAUAGCACCAUUGCUGAUUUGCGAAGAAUGAUUGAGACCCAGACUGGGUUAUCAACUAAGGGAUUUCGACUUGUGUCCUCAAGUUAUAAGUCCUUGGGUGUUGAUCACAAAAUCUUCGGGGAGACCCAUUCUGACUUGACUGGAAAAACUAUAACGCUCUCAGUCAUAUGGAGCGACACUAUCAGCGCGGUCAAAGCAAAAAUCCAGGGUAGAGAAGGUAUACCGCCAGACCAACAACGGUUGGUUUUUGCUGGGAAAAUGUUGGAAGACGAGCGCACGAUAGAUCAUUACAAUAUCCAAAAGGAGUCGACCCUCCAUCUUAUUCUCGGUCUCGCGGGUGGUGGAGCACCGACUGUGACAGUCAUGCUAGGUUCGACAAUAGUGUACGACGGAUACGUGAACAAUAUCGGUGAUCUGAAGCAGGAAAUUUUCAAGAAUAUUGGAAUAUUUCCCCACAUCCAGAUUCUGACGUGGAAUGGCAAUCGGCUAAGUGAUGAUUACGAUCCCCGAGGGCGAAUUAAGCAUACACUUGAACUUAUUGUACAACAACCAAACAGGGUUGCUUUGGGAAUAGGGGCAGGGGGCAACAUCGUCCAGAAUAUCUACGCCGAUAAGUGUGACCCACAGCUAUGGGAUGUGGGAAGCUCCAAGAUACUCAAUAUUCAGAUUUUGAACUCCAGAGAGUUCAACGCCAUCACCGGGCUUGCGCCUCCAGAAACACCGAUUAAUUGGAAGACCUAUUCGGCCCUGCAUCUACCGUUUGAUAAACAAUGGGGUCAGAAUGAUGUUACAAGAGACGGUAUUAGCUCAAAUGGAGCGUUCGAAGGUCUUGUCGCGUUGGAGGAGACCGAUCAACCGAGCAGCGACAGAGCAAGCUUGGAGAUUGAGUAUUAUCAUUCAUCUAAAGGACCGAGCAUAAAGUUACCAGGCUUUCCUGUCGUCAUGCUCGAUGUUGACCAGACCCUGCCUCGAUUUGGAGGAAAUCUCAGAGACAAAAGAUCUGUCUAG
This is a messenger RNA of Exophiala mesophila, 3615 nucleotides long. Its product is annotated as polyubiquitin. Bases 1 to 3615 code for a protein of 1204 amino acids. NCBI's taxonomy places the organism in Eukaryota, Fungi, Ascomycota, Eurotiomycetes, Chaetothyriales, Herpotrichiellaceae. The transcript is spliced from 13 exons. The record is from RefSeq and is a predicted model, not a curated record. Gene Ontology annotation, molecular function: protein binding.